AUGGCGUCGCCUCGGCCCAUCGCGCCCAUGGGCAACGAGUCUUGGAACAGCCAGCAUCCUCAGCAGCAGCAGCAGCAUUAUCAGAACCAUUAUCAGCAACUGCAGCCACAACCACCACAGCAGCCGCAGCAGCCGCAGCACAUGCCUCCUCAGCCUGCUCAUACCGAAGCUGACGAGAAUGGUGUUCAAAUCAGACCAAUGGGCCUCAAGGUUCAUUACACCUUCGACAAGGAAGGCAAGGUGAAUUGCCUGGCGAGAUUCCCACAUCCUCUCCAGGUUCAGACAGUGCCAAUCGACGAUACGAAUUUCAUCGGUGUGGUUGAUUUGAGAUCAUGUAUCCACGCCGUCAUGGAGUGCAGCCCCGAGCUUGCUGGCCAAGAAUGCGACUACACUAUUUACGCCGUCGACUUUUCAGAGCCCGAUACGCCUUUGGUCGGACAAGGUAUGCUCUCAUGGGCUCUUGAGUCCAUGCAAAAUGAUUCCACGAUGCAGCAGCCUAAACUAGUGACCGGGCGCGUGACCAAGAACCUGUUGGGCGUUUUUGGGGGUGGCAACCGCGAAACUCUCGAGGUUAGAUUACGACUCUCCGUUGCGGCAAGACCGAAUAGACCCGUUAUCCAGCACAACAGUGGCAAUGAUGCCCAGCAGCAUCAGCAACAACAGCAAAAUAGACCGAUGGAGAGCGCCAUGACUCCUACCGGCACUUCAGAAUGGAACUCCUUCAUUCAAUCAAAUCCACAAAUUGGCCAAGGCGGCCAUGUUUCAAGAGUUGCCUCUCCGGCAUUGUCACAGGGUCAUGGCCACCAGCAGCAACCGCCCAUGAUAGGCAGACGGGAUUCUUUCGGGCCGGGAGCUAUCCAGCAGCUGCAGCAGAUGCAGCAGAUGAUGCCAACACAGGAUGUCCACAGAGUAGCGCCGAUACCAGUGGACCCAAGCGAGCACAGGGCUGACGGCGCUGCGCCAUCGUCAAGACCGUCAAGUCGGGCAUCUAGCAGGGCCCCCAGGAGAAAACAGCCUACUGGUCGCCCAAGAGGCAGGCCGCGAAAGAAGGCUGCUGAAGGGAAUACCUCUGGAUAUGAAGAUGGCACAGAAGGCGAAGACGGCCCUACCAAGAAAAGGGUCAAGACCACGCAGGUUGAGAGGGCAGCACCAAAUCCCUUUGCCAGCGGCCCCGAAUCUUUAAGAGUUGCUGCCAGCACCUCUGGCUCAUUACGCACAUUUCGACCCGUUUUAGCGAACGGUGAAGCCGCUUCAGGCGGCGGCAACCACCUCCAGGAAGUCCCCCGAGCUCCUACACCAGUACCGGAUGGUCCUCUUCGCGGCCUUCCAGGGAGAGGACCCGGGCAAGCGAAACUGAGGCGCGAGUCGACUUUGAGCCAUCAGCCCCUUUCAAAUAACUCGUCAUUUACAGAAUCAAGACAGCCAUUAUCGCCGAGCCAGGAGGACGGGCGCUCACCAGAGUCUAUCGCGCCGACCCCUACCUAUUCAGUAGAGAGUCCAGCUGAUAUUGGCUCGUCACCACCAGUUCAGCGAGCCACUCCCUUUAUUCGAUCAAGCCCUCCUCCGUCAAGUCCCAUUCUUCCACCCAUGCCGCCAACCGAACUUCCCCAUGAUGCGAGCUUUGUUACGGAUGAUUUGGAUGAUCUUUUUGGUGACGAGGCUAUCGCACCGAUUCCAAUCGCGCCCAAGAAAUCACAUGCUGCUGCCGCCCUUCGAAAACCCACGGAAGCAAGGAAUGCUAGCGGCGUACCUAUCCAAGUCUUCCAGAUGCAAGAUGGGCCAACUGGCCAAGAUCUUGUACACAUUUUCAGUUACAAUACCCCUCAACCUGCCUCAGCUUCAGGAAAUGAUAAACCAGAUAACGCAUCCCUCCCGCCACUGAAGAAGGCGCCAGUUCGAAUAGCAGCCAAGAAAAAGACCAAGCCUGCCUCUCCACCAGGCAUGGCUCCCACUCCUCCGCCUACGACUGACGCUGCCGAAAAGCCAGUAAGCCCUUCCCUAGUAGCCGAUACAGGAAUGGAUGAUUCUACUCGGAAACCAGCCCACCCCAUCAACAUUGCCCCUAAACCUGCACUAGAGCAACCACAAGGUCAGGACAUUGACGGACAAGCGCCCGAGAAGGAGACUCAACCUGCAAAGGCACAAAUUGUGGCGAGACCACCGCGGCAACUAAGCCGAUCCCAGUCUGCUGGUCCACUAGCACUCCCAGCAAUUCCAGCCAGUGAACCGGCAGGGCCAUCGUCACUUUCACAAUCCGUAACUGUCGAGCCGGAGUUCCCUGCUCCGCCAGCUCCUUCAACACUGAAGCGAGCAGCUUCCACUGGGCCACUUACUCUUCCCAUUCCUGCGAGCGAUCCAGUUGUGCCUAUCGCUCUUCCUACAAGCACAGAACACAUCGACUCGGUCAUCGCCAGGAGUGAUGCCAUCCCACCGCCCUCGUCACCGCCGCUCACGUCAACCAGAGCAAACAAGAACUUUGUGAAGAAACACGCCAUCAAGCAACGACUUGAAGAGGCCAUCAUGAACGGAGAGAUGCCUCCGUACUGUAGCAACUGCGGCGCUAUUGAGACACCGACCUGGCGCAAAAUCUGGGUGCAGGAGAAUGACGGUAUUCCUGAAUACUGUGAAUACUCUGAGAAGCCCGGCAAAAUUACAGCGAUCGAGAUCCUACAACGAGAUGCGGACGAGAAACCCACUCUACACCGAUUGAUCAAGAAAAGUUUGGCGUCCGACGACGACAGAGAAAAGUGGCAGGAACGGCUUCUUUGCAACCCUUGUGGUAUUUGGCUCACCAAAUGCAAAAGCCAUCGCCCCCAAGACAGGUGGGACAAGGACCUGGCACGCGUAGGACAAGAACGCAGAAAGCGAGGAACUGGCCGAAGCAAGAAGUCUCGUGGCAAGGAUGAUGGAGGCGUGAAUCCGACUUCAGAGGCUUAUCUGCCUACGGAUGCCCUUGGGCCGAUCGAACCGUCUUCCCCGAAGAAGCCAUAUGUAGAUGGUCCUCAGAAUCAACAGGAUCUGGAUCUUAAUAUGCGCGAGACAUCCGCCGGCCUCGACAUGCAGGAAUCACGCUCUAACCCGGGGUCGACUCACUCCAGGGGAAGCGGAACAGUGAAGAGUCCCAUAGAUGUGGAGUUCGACGAGGCAGUUGGCAGCACGAAGCGACUGCUAUUCCCCUCUCCUCGAAAAGAUGGAACACCGAAGACGUUGGGAGAAAUCGACGUUAAUAUCGUGCAGACUACGGAUGAUUGCCGACCAAAGGGCUCAGGAAUCGGCAAGGAGAACAUGGCCAGCACACGGCAUGAUGGUGAAGCCAAUGACGAUAACGAUCUCGAGGCGUUGUUUAAGAGUCCAACGCUACCGCGGCCGUCAACACCACCACCAAACGCCAAAGCUACUACACCCAGCGAGCCAUUCAAGACGCCUACUCGCCCCACGCCCAGCCACAGACCGAUUACUAGAAGCAUAUCACGAUCGAUUCGAUCUAUUAGAUCAAUUGCAUCACCCAGCCAGGCGCUCAUGGAUCGAACUCCCACCAAGACGCCGCGAUUACCAGGGAGCGCCAGCCGAAGGCGCAGCCCUCGAAAUCACCAAGGUGGAUUCGAAGUAUUCGAUACACCAAUCAGCCGUACCAUCAGCCAGAUGUUCUCGGAGGGCAAUGGCUUUGGGGGUGACGACCUAGACCUGAGUAGUCUGCCAGCGCUGGACGGUAAUGCCGGCAGCCUGAUUGACUUUGGCAACCUUCUCAGCACAGAUGCCGUGAUGCCAAGCUCGCCACCAAAGGACGGAUCCAUGUCGUUUGACUAUCAUGCGUCAUCUAGUGUGUGGGCUCAAUGGGACUUGGAUACAGCUGGUAGUAUGGACACCGACUAA
Molecule: messenger RNA, 3873 nt
Organism: Pochonia chlamydosporia 170
Lineage: Eukaryota; Fungi; Ascomycota; Sordariomycetes; Hypocreales; Clavicipitaceae
Product: GATA transcription factor (Ams2)
Exons: 2
Coding region: 1-3873 (1290 amino acids)
Biological process (GO): silent mating-type cassette heterochromatin formation; rDNA heterochromatin formation; regulation of transcription by RNA polymerase II
Molecular function (GO): zinc ion binding
Source: RefSeq, a predicted model, not a curated record